GGUCCUCCUGGGAGCCAGGGAUCGUAACCAACGAUGAGCUUGUUGUGAUGUUAUUCCCUCGGGUUGAAUUAGUAGUUCAAAACGUCGCCAUUCUCGACAUCCUUCUGAACAAUCGAACGAUGGAAGCCAACUCGACUGGCGGGAUUGCACGAACUUCUAAAUAAAAGGAAAAUUUUCAAGUAGUCAUAACCAUAUACCAAAAAACAAACAGAAGAAGAAUGGACUCACUUGCUACCUGAGCCCCACUCGAGCUAGCAUUAGCAUGACCUCGAAGUGCCGGAGCUCAACCUUCUCCCCGAAGAAAUUCCAGUGCGGCCUGCACUCUGGAUAGUCAAUGAGGCUGACCUCAGCGAAGAACCUCGAUUAGCCCUUAAAGAUCUCUGCUAUACGCGAGCUCCUCGAAAGAACUAGAAAAAGAAGCAACUUUCGAAAAAAUCGUUCUUCCCAAAACAAAUGCAAAUUAAGAAAUGAUAGAUAGAUGGGAAUAACCAACAUCCUCGCUCCAUCUCAAGGAAUUCUUGUGAAAUCAAAUUUUCCACAAAUGCUUGGUCGACUUUGAAGACUAAGAAGUGCUACCUCCAUUUAUAAUCACAAUACGGGAUCCCCUCUAUUACCUGACGACCAGGCGGAGGCGAUACAAGAAAGGUCCCUUGAGCCCUAUUGUUCUGUUUUAUCAAGAAAAUUUUACGAAGCUCCUCAAUACUGAAUAACAGUCCUCUUUGCGAGCCCUAACCGAUAGCAUCAAGAAUUGCCUAAGGAAAUUGGGGCAUAUCUAGGCAAACACCAAACUCAGCUUCGCUAGAAUCUCGAGCAGAGGCUCUGGAAUCGGGAACAAAAAACUGCACUCCUCAAAGUAAGUGGAGUAGGCUUUGCAGUAACCCUCAAUGGCGAGACGAGAUCAAAUUUGACGGCGCGAUCGACCUUACAGCUCUCAUAAAGGUUGUCCAGGUCAGAUUUCUCAGUGAGGACGGGAAAAGGGCCGAAUAUAGUCAUCAAGGACAGAUUUCUGAAGAAAAGAGAAAGAAAGCAGAAGGUUUCCGAGAAGAAAAAAAUGAAAGUAAAAAAUGAGAGAACAAAAGAAUGAAGAAUCGCCAUUUAUUUGUAUAAGGCAACUGAGGCGGCAUGUCCGCUACGUUCAAGGAGAAUAAUAAUAAUGAGCAUUAUCUAUUCAAAGUUGUCUCAAACUGCAUAAUCAAAACCCGGCAGUUGCGGCAAAUUUAAGUCAUAAGCGGCGGAUGUUGACAAGUGCCGAGGAUCAUGUGCUCAAUCACGAUCAAGGGAAGCACGCCGAGUAAGAAUCAAAGCUGAGGCAAUCACACCUUUUAUGUUUUGAAUCUCUACUCAAAAGGGUCUGAGGAUACUUGUUGGGCCUAAAAAUGGCAAAGAACGAAUGAGCCCAUGAUUUAAGUAAACAGCAAAUUUAACUUGGUCAAUGUAGAGCAUGUGAUUAAAGGAGGUAGUUGAGAUGAUUUCAGAGGAGAGUAGCUGUAAAGAAAGAGAGGAAGUGAGAAAGAGGGGAGAAAAGGAACCCUAAACACAAUACACAUCAUACAAGACCUCGACCUCUCAUUCUCUACAUUCUUAUCUUAGUUCUUAGUCAUUGUAAUCCCAUUUUAUUGUAACCAUUGCAUUCGGUCAAUCUCUAUUAAUAAAUUCCAGUUUUGUUAACCGAAAAUUUGAUUACAUCAUUGUAUUCUAAGGAUAUUGUUGUCCACAUUAUUUUCUUCCCUAACUUCUUACAAACAAUCACUACCAAAUAUCUAGUGUGGUUUUUAGGAUCCACAUGUAGUUACUGAUAUUGUGCUUUAUUUUUAUUUUUAGUGUUAGUUUUAUCAUUUUAUUGAGUCAAGAAAGGGAUGAUAAACUUUUUAGCUUACUUAUUAUCUAAACAUUCUCUAGCAUCAUGCUUAGAUUAACUGACUGCAUGGUGUACUGAAUGGAAACACUAAAGUGGAUCAUAUGCCAGUAACAUCCAUACUGCUGAGAAUGUCUGAGAGAACCAAAGUUGACUUCCAACCUUAAUCAACAACAACUGCUUGUUUUGGGGCAUGGUAUACACUGGAUCAGAUUUCUCGUGUAAGUCUGGAAAGUAAAAACUGUGUGUUUAUGGUUUCCCUCUCACCUCUCUUCAGCAUCUAAGAAAAAAAAGAUUAAGAUGAUUUCCUAAGAUGCAAAAGAGUAGGAAAAUUUUCUUUGACCCCACUAUUCUAAUUUAAAGGGAUGAUCACACAUUGUUGGAAGCGAGGAGUAGGAAAAUUUUCUCUAACUCCAUUAUUCGCCUACACAAUGCAAAAUAAAAAAAAGGAAAAAAAGAUGAACAUUGUAGCAGGGUCAUUUUUCAUAGGAGAAAAUCAAAGAAAAUGAAAAAAAUUCAGAGAAGAAAUAAGAGAGAAGAAAGAGGAAAAAAAUCAGAGAAUACUACAUGUGUGUUCAGAUUUUUUCUUAAAUAAUAGUUCAUGUGUUCAGUGAUUCAUAUUCUCAAGAUUUAGCUUACAGUUUAUUUGCAUAAAUGAGGGCAGUAGAGGAGUACGUCAGGCGAUAUGAGUUGAAUUGUGUGUUGGAUGGUAUGGUUAUGUCUACAUUAUUCUAUUUAUGUAAUUUAUUCAGUCAUAGAUUUUGUCUUGCUUAAUUAUGUAUGAAUAGUCAUCGUGUUAGACUUAUGGUUUUAUUAGGGUUUUGAUGAAUUAUUGAUAACAUAAAACUGCUAUGGUAAUUUAAUAGGAACCAUUCAACAAAAUUGAUCUUAUUGCUUGUGUUCUAAAGUAGCUAACUACAACUAUGAACUUAGGAUUAUAGACAAAUACGAAAGUAUGACAAUUCCGAUUGCGCUUGGCCUUGGGCAUGCGAGAGCAGGUCUGAUCAUCUAGUGAACAUAUCAGUUAGGACGUUUACGCUUGUCUAAGGAAGUGUCGAUCAACACUCAAUAGUAUCAAUCGACACUCAUUGCUUGUUUGCAUGCGAGAGCUGGAACAUAGGACUUAGUCAUCUGAUUAGACUCGCAGCGAGAGCUGGAUAUCUUAUUAUUGCAUUCGAGUUCUAGGACAGUUCAUCACACACCCUUAACAUCUAUAACUGAUAAUUAUGAUUGCAUGAAACCCUAAGUUAAGCUUUCCUCUCAUAUACUUCACAACCAACUGAUUCACUUCUAAACUACUCAAAGUAAAAAUAAAUAUUAUAAAUAUAUAACUUAAAUAAAUUUAAAAUUUUUGUUUUAUCACAAUAUAUUAUACAAUUAAUCUAAUAAAUUAGAUAGAUUUAAUUAAAAAAAAUCAUAAAAAGAUUUGAAACAAAUUAAAAUUAAACUAAAUAAUAAUUUAUAUAAUUUAUAUUUAAUAAAUACAAAAUAAUAUAAUUAUAUAUAUAAAAUAUUAAAAUACACUAAAAUAGAAAUGUUAAAAUAUUUUGAUUUCGUAAAUUACGUUUUGUUAAUCUGGGGCUUUAAAAGUCCAUUAAACAAUUUAUAUGUUUGGAACAACAAAAGAUUAUAUGAAUGUUUAUUUAUUGUUUCUGGUUAGUUAGUUGUUAGUUGCUAGGCUUCAAUUUAAAAAUUAAUAAUUAAAAAAAAAAUCUGUUGGGCCAAAUCUCUACUUAUAUCCAUGUCUCUUUUUGUUGGAUCAAUUCUUUUCUAAUAAGUCAAAAUGAUUUCAUAAAAAAUGUGAAUAAAAGUUACAUACAUUUUAAUCAAUUAAAAAUCCUAAUUUUAUGUUAUAAUUGAAAUAUAUAGAGAAUAAGAGUAUUUAUAUCAAGUGUAGUCAAUAUAAUAUAUAUGAACGUAGAUGACAAAAAGAAAAUAUACAUGAACACAAAAAUGUAUUCAUAUUUCUAUAUUAGCAACAUUAGUUAUUUUGUAUGUAAUAAUAUACAAUCUAAUAAACAUUAUAUAUUUUAUUUAAGUAAUAUAAUAAUUCAAUAAUAGCCAUUGAAUAAAAAUAAAAAGAGUAUAUAAACAGAUAUAUACACAUUAUACAUUGUAUAGUAGUAUAAUAACAAAAAUAAUUAUGAAAAUGUUUAAAAUAUAUAUUAUCUAAAGAUAAAUGAUUAAGGUAAAAUUUGGAAAAAAUAACAUUCAUUAAGAUUAUAUUUUUGAAAACUACUCCAUCUUUUAUUGUUUUUUUUAAAGUACACUUAUCUAUAAGUAAAUGACAAUACUAUAUAAUUUAAAUAUCUAAAUUAAUACUUUUCUAUAAACAGAAAUAAAUUUGAAAUAUUCCUUGAAAAAUUGUUCUAGAAACAAGUCAACAACAAUAAAAUUUUCACUACACUUUUUAAAAAUAAUACUAUAAUAUCUCUACCAGGAAAAAACGGCAUCACCACUCGUUUUUCUGUUCUUUAUUUUUAUUUUCAAUUCACAGAGCAUAUAUGUCGAUAUUAAUUUUGUGAAUUCGUGAUUUAUUUCUGGUAUUAUUUCUGUUCUUUAUUCUUACAAUUCUGGUAUUAUUUCUUCACCGAUGUAUAUCUUAGCGUAAUAAUUUUGUGAAUUCUUUAUUUUAAUCUUGUCGAUAUUGUCUCCCUUUAACUUCUAUGAUUCUCACAUUUUAAUUUUUUUCAGUUCAUUCUCUUAUGAUUUUAGUUUUCUGUAGUCUCUUUCUUUUCUUUUCCAUGUAUUUGCCAUGGUCUAUUUCUCUCUUUUUCUUAGUAAACGUUUGCUUCAAAUUUCAUGUAGUCCUAAAUUUUAAACUAACCAAAUAACAAAACUUACUAUAGAGAAGGAAAUAAUAACAAAGAAAAAAUAGAAAAAGUAUUAAUCUUUGUGAAUUCCUCUAAAUUACAAGGUCCUUAAAAGUCUAAAUCUAGGUAUAUCACUUAUCUUCGUUCCAAUUGUUUUUAUCUAAAAAUAACAAAUAAAGAUAAAAAAAUAACUGUGAAAAAGUUCUUAAAAAUCAAAAUCUGGAUCAUCCGUAAUAGCAAAGAGUUUCAAACUGAUAGAUUGUUAUACAAAACUAAAUUAUGAAAUAUUGAACUAAUAAAUAAGCUCACAAGAUCGUAUUACGAGAAUAGAAAUUUGUUUGCAACACUGUUGUAUAAUUCUUUUCUUCAAAUAAAAUUUGUAAAAUUAAAAGAUAUAGUUAAGUCUUAUAUAUUUGCGAUUUUCUCUAUUUGUUAUAUUAAAAUAUUAAUAUUUAUUUAUUUCAGUUAUAAAUAAUAAUAAUUUGGAAUUUAAUUGUUUAAUGAGAAGGAGAAUAAAAAUGCAUUUUCAUAUAUUAAAAAGUGUAUUUUUCAUUAAUGAAAAAAUAUAGGUGUAAUUUUAAAAUUUUAAAUAACAAAUAGAGUAAUUUUCAAAUUAUUCCAGUGAUUAAUACUAAUAAUAAACAACUAAUUUUUAAACCAAUUAUAAUAUAAACCAAAUUAUUGGCGAAAUAAAUUACACAAAAUAAUUGUAAUGAUAUUAAUUUAAAUCACAUAAAAUAAAUAUGAUAUAACUAAAAUAUUUUAAUGCUAAAUAUUUAAUUAAUGUAUAAAUUUGUAUAAUUAAUUUAAACUAAAAUAUGCGCUACAAAUUAUGAUCUAGUUCUUUAUAUUAGAUGGAAAUAUGUUUGUAAUUAACAAAUAGAAAACAAGGUUGAAAAACGACAGUGGUACGAAAAGUUGAAUAAAGAGUUGUUAGGUCAAAUCAGUUGACACAAAUAAAUGACAUAGAGAGGGGAAAGUGGGGCCAGUAGGUGGAUCCCUACGUUGUCAUCUCUACCAAAAAGGUGGGGACAACUUCGUAAAUGCCCGCCGUAUAAUUAAAAUUUAAAUAUAAAUUAAUCAUUUAAUCUAAAAACAUUUUUCUUUUUCGCUUAUGGCACAGCUUGUCGGUAUGCGUGCAAACUCCUUUCACUGUCUCUUACUGUUCGAUGUUCAGACCAGCCACUGUCUCUCUCUCUCUCUAUAAUUUCGCAAGAGAACACUUGCUUUCGUUCUUGCUUUCACUGAUACACUUUUUGAGUCUACUUUGCUCUUCAUCCUUUGUUUCUUUCUUUAGGUUUUGGUCUCUCUUACUGCGUAACUACUCACAAUGAUCCAACUUGGGUUUCUUCUUCUACUGAGAAAGUGUUUUUGUGUGAUUGUGUUAUUUUCUUGAAAGAAGCUGUAAUUUUCCUAAAAUCUUCGGUUAAGCUUUUUUACUUGUCUGAAAACACCUUUUUUCUCUCUCUUUUGUCUCUGCUUCUUGUUCAAACUUUGUGUUCCACUUGUCUGUGGACUUUCACUAGAAGACACGACCUUAGAAUCUUCUUUGUCUGAGAAAACAAAAGAGACACGCACUUUAACUUACGUUACGACUUAAUAAACGACGGGUUUUCAGAGAAGCUCGCAUCCGAGUGAGAAAGUGGAAGACUUUUAUUAAUGGCGAUGACUGUGGCGGUGGGGAAUCGCCAUGAGAGUGGUGAGAAUAUAAAUCGGCAUUUGGAUAGCAGCGGGAAGUAUGUAAGGUACACGGGGGAGCAAGUGGAGGCACUGGAGCGCGUUUACUCAGAAUGUCCUAAACCCACGUCUCUCCGCCGUCAACAGCUGAUCAGAGAAUGCCCCUUUUUGGCCAAUAUUGAACCCAAGCAGAUCAAAGUCUGGUUUCAAAACCGAAGGUGUCGAGAUAAACAGAGGAAAGAGGCGUCGAGGCUGCAGAGCGUAAACCAGAAGCUUUCAGCUAUGAAUAAGCUGCUGAUGGAGGAGAAUGAUAGGCUUCAAAAACAGGUUUCUCAUCUUGUCAGUGAAAACGGAUACAUGAAGCAGCAGCUCACCUUGACCACACUCGUAAUGCAUCCGAAGAGAAUAUAUGGGACUGAUGCUAGCUGCGACUCCGUGGAUCCAACUCCUCCUCAGCAUCCCCUUAGAGAUGCAAAUAGUCCUGCAGGAUUGAUGGCGAUUGCAGAGGAGACCUUGGCAGAGUUCCUUUCAAAGGCUACAGGAACUGCUGUUGAUUGGGUCCAGAUGCCUGGUAUGAAGCCUGGUCCGGAUUCGGUUGGCAUUUUUGCCAUUUCACAAAAAUGCUAUGGCGUGGCAGCUCGAGCCUGUGGUCUUGUCAGUUUAGAACCUAUGAAGAUUGUUGAGAUACUCAAAGAUCGACCAUCUUGGUUCCGCGACUGCCGGAGCAUUGAAGUUUUCACAAUGUUCCCUGCUGGUAAUGGUGGAACGAUUGAACUCAUAUAUAUGCAGACAUAUGCACCGACGACUCUGGCUCCUGCCCGUGACUUCUGGACCCUGAGAUACACUACAAGCCUUGAGAAGGGCAGUUUUGUGGUUUGUGAGAGGUCUCUCUCUGGUUCAGGAGCUGGUCCUAAUGCUACUUCCGCUGCUCAGUUUGUGAGGGCAGAGAUGCUUCCUAGUGGCUAUUUAAUAAGGCCUUGUGAUGGUGGUGGUUCCAUAAUUCACAUCGUCGAUCACAUUAAUUUUGAGGGUUGGAGUGUACCAGACGUGCUGCGGCCCCUUUAUGAAUCUUCCAAAGUAGUUGCACAGAGAAUGACAAUUGCUGCGUUGAGAUAUGUGAGGCAAGUAGCGCAUGAGACAAAUGGAGAAGUGGUAUACGGAUUAGGUAGACAGCCUGCGGUUUUGAGAACUUUUAGCCAAAGACUAAGCAGAGGUUUCAAUGAUGCGGUUAAUGGGUUUAAUGACGAUGGGUGGUCCAUAAUGCAUUGUAAUGGCGCAGAAGACAUAACUGUUGCUGUUAACUCUACGAAGCACUUGAAUAGUUUUUCUGAUCCACUCUCUUUUCUAGGAGGUGUGCUCUGCGCCAAGGCUUCAAUGCUUCUUCAAAAUGUUUGUCCUGCGGUUCUCGUUCGAUUUCUAAGGGAGCAUCGGUCUGAGUGGGCUGAUUUCAAUGUUGAUGCAUAUUCUGCUGCCACGCUGAAAGCUGGUGCCUUUGCUUAUUCCGGAAUGAGGCCUACAACGUUCACCGGUAGCCAAAUCAUAAUGCCAUUAGGGAAUACAAUUGAAAAGGAAGAGAUGCUAGAAGUUGUUAGAUUAGAAGGGCAUUCUCUAGUCCCAGAAGACUCAUUUUUGUCUAGGGAUGUACAUCUUCUACAGAUUUGUACUGGGGUUGAUGAGGAUGCUGUUGGAGCUUGUUCAGAGCUUGUAUUUGCUCCAGUCAAUGAGAUGUUUCCUGAUGAUGCUCCCCUUGUUCCUUCUGGUUUCCGAGUCAUACCUGUUGAUUCUAAAACGGGAGAUGCUCAGGACUUGCUUACUGCUAACCACCGGACAUUAGACUUAACUUCAAGCCAAGAUGUGGGUUCUACACCAGAGACGGGUUCUAGUCCGAGCUCACGGUGCAUACUCACGAUUGCUUUUCAGUUCCCCUUUGAGAAUAACUUGCAAGAGAAUGUUGCCAACAUGGCUUGUCAGUAUGUGCGGAGCGUGAUAUCCUCGGUUCAACGGGUUGCAGUGGCGCUCUCACCGUCUGGGUUAAUCCAGAUUCCUGGUUCCAAGUUGUCUCCGGGGUCCCCUGAAGCUGUUUCUCUUGCAAUAUGGAUCUGCCAAAGUUACAAACAACACUUUGGCUCUGAUUUGCUGAGGACAGACUCACUUGGAGGUGAUGCGUUAUUAAGACAACUAUGGGAUCACCAAGAUGCUAUAUUGUGUUGCUCUUUGAAGCCACAGCCAGUGUUCAUGUUUGCGAACCAGGCAGGUCUAGACAUGUUAGAGACAACGCUCGUUGCGUUACAAGACAUCGCAUUGGAGAAGAUCUUUGACGAGUCAGGUCGUAAAGCCCUCUGCCCAGAUUUUGCCAAGCUAAUGCAACAGGGAUUUGCUUGCUUACCAUCUGGAAUGUGCGUGUCGACAAUGGGGAGACAUGUUUCGUACGAGCAAGCUGUUUCAUGGAAAGUGUUCUCUGACUGUGAAGACAAUAACAACAAUAGACUUCAUUGUCUUGCUUUCUUGUUUGCGAACUGGUCAUUUCUCUGAUCUCUGAUCCUCUUGUUGUCUUUAAGGGGGUAUCCUUUACUCAUUUUUGAUUGAUUUAGGUGCUUUAUUUUGUAAUUUAUUUGUUCUUAUUUAGUAGCUUUCGGAAAUAUUUCCCGCCUUACACUUCUCACAUCUAUUAGAGAGUACAUCUUAUAUAUUAAAACAGAAGUCACAACCUU
Molecule: messenger RNA, 9056 nt
Organism: Brassica rapa (field mustard)
Lineage: Eukaryota; Viridiplantae; Streptophyta; Magnoliopsida; Brassicales; Brassicaceae
Product: homeobox-leucine zipper protein REVOLUTA
Molecular function (GO): DNA binding; lipid binding; DNA-binding transcription factor activity
Source: RefSeq, a predicted model, not a curated record